AUGAUGACGAAGAAUUUGAAUGCUCCCGUAAAAGUACAAGAAAAGCCAGAUUACACAAAGUACAGUAAAACCACAAAACAUGCAAGAGUAUACCCAAAACCACAUUACAACGAAGUAGUGCCAAGUCCCGUUAGAGCCAUAAUAAAUUCACCAUUUAAAUGUGCUGAAGUUCAACGUUUUCAAGACUUCAUGAAAAACAGUUGUAACCGUUAUGGCGGAUGGGAUGAAUACAAUCAUAAUAUUUUUGUAAAUAUUUGGAGUAAACACUACAACGGUGACGAAGUAUUUGAUACGCCGCCAUUUUCGGACGUUACUUACAUUAGAUUUCAAGAUGAAGUUCUACAAAAGAUAUUUGGAGUAAAAGUUGAAGAUGUUAAAUCUCAUACGCAGUGGUAUGUCGAAUAUAGCAAUUUAAAAAGAUGCCAAGAAUUAGCUCUUAGCAAGUGGAGAGAAAACAAGAGAAAAAUAAAAAAUCCCAAGCAAAUUAACAAGAUGAGGGGUGAUAGUGUGACCUGUGAACGUACAAACUCUAAAGCUAGCACUAGAUUAUGCAAGAAAGAGAAAGGGAAUUCUGCAGUUGUUAACGGAAAUAAAACCAACGACCAAGCUUUGGAGUCCGGAAUGGAUAAACUCGUUCAGGAAUUAGAUUUGAGUGAUAACUGUACAGAAACAUUGGAUUUAAAUUUUAUUCUACAUAACAAUAUGUCAGCAAAUAAUGGUAGAAAUUUCAAACGAGCGCGUGAUACCUCUUCGACGAUAUAUAAGCCGACAGAACAAUGGAAAAGUCGAUGUCAAGGAAAAAGCGACAUCAUUGGCCAUCUUAACAUAGAUGAUAUGAAAAAACUGAAAACACCAAUAUGGCGUAUAGAUUUGAAAUAGUCACACUUGUAUUUGAUUAUACAAUGCAAUUUGUAUGUUUACCACAUUAUUAAUAUAACUACGUGUGAUUCUUAGAAUUUUAAUCUUACAUUGUUGUGACUAUUGCACCUCGGGACCAAGAAGAUACCGAUUGACACAUGAUUGUUUUGUGUUGGUGAUAUGGAUAGUUAAGAACGAUAAACAUACACGUGUUUUUUUUAAUGGUAGGGAUGUUUCAUGGAAGUUAAAUUAAACUCCUUAAUUCAUGUUUUGCAACAAAUGUAAUUCAACAAUUGAACUAAUUUAACAAAUAAAAAUACUUAAAUAAAAAUCUAACCCAUACAUAUUUACCGUUUUUGUUUUACAUUUAAUUCAUAAUGUAUUUCUGAAUAAUCUAAAAACCCGGUGGUAAAGCGGUAAAUGGUAAAUAUUAUAAUACUCAAAC
This is a messenger RNA of Zerene cesonia (dogface butterfly), 1303 nucleotides long. RefSeq lists its product as uncharacterized. The coding region runs from base 1 to 879 and encodes 292 amino acids. NCBI's taxonomy places the organism in Eukaryota, Metazoa, Arthropoda, Insecta, Lepidoptera, Pieridae. The record is from RefSeq and is a predicted model, not a curated record. The transcript has 8 exons.